Molecule: messenger RNA, 3010 nt
Organism: Triplophysa dalaica
Lineage: Eukaryota; Metazoa; Chordata; Actinopteri; Cypriniformes; Nemacheilidae
Gene: nacc1b
Product: nucleus accumbens associated 1, BEN and BTB (POZ) domain containing b
Biological process (GO): regulation of transcription by RNA polymerase II
Molecular function (GO): protein binding; DNA-binding transcription factor activity, RNA polymerase II-specific; RNA polymerase II cis-regulatory region sequence-specific DNA binding
Source: RefSeq, a predicted model, not a curated record
GAGCGCGCGGGCGCGCGGGGCUGGAUGAGUGCGGGACACUUAUAUUUUGAGUCUUACGGGGAUUUUUAAGAAUACGGUAUUGUUUUUGCGAAGGUGUGCAGUUGCAUUUGGAUGGGGGAUGGGUUUGCAAAAAGUUUAACCACUUAAAUGACUCAGUCUUGAGAAAUGGCCGUAUGCUGCAUGCAUCAUCUUUGUCUUUUAUUGGACUUUCCAACUUUCUUGUCAUAAGCAACGUGCAUUGCAAUCGCAGCACGUGUUUCUAGACGCCCGUCGGGUUGUUUUCAGGGUUAUUGUAAGCGAAGAGUUACAUUUACGCGCAACGCUUUCAGGCGUCAAGUGGUUAAUUGUGUCUUGCGGAUGGGACUGGCUCGCCCCCCAGUUGCUGCAUUUGUCCCGGGAUAACCUGUUGAUGUCGGGAAAAUCUGGAGCCGAGCCCUGCCUCCCCCGUCGUGCAAAAUGGAGUAGAAUUUAUCAACUGAAUAUUUUAUGUAAAUACAACCAUAGCACCGCGUGCAGACAAAUAUGAAUACUUAAGAAGCUAUAGUUUGCAUACGUCCGCGGUUGGGAAAUGACUCAACGCAUGCAUAUCUUGUGUUGCAGGAUGACUCGAAUCGAUUUGGGUAAAGAUAUCCCGGCGUGUGAUGGUGGCCGUGGACUGUGACUCAACCCGACAUUAUUUUAUAGCGUUGCGUUGGCACCAAGGGGGCGAGAGAAACGGAUGUUGGCUCCUAAAUAAUUCAUCUUAUAGACUAUUUUGGUGACAGCGUUCUUUGGGGUGUCGCAUUUUUGGCUGCGCGCUCAGUGCCACCGCUUCAAGUGUGGAGAUCAGGUAUUAUUUCGGAUUCUUUGCCCCCCGGGGCCCGUGCCAACCCGGAGCUCGUGUCCUGCUGGGCAGCGGCGCGGGCACGUACACUCACCGGUUACAGCAGUCCUGCCGCUGGCGUCCACAUCACGCAAACACCGUCGGCAUAUAACAAUCCUGUAGUUCUGGGCGUUACGACAUGGCUCAGAUGCUGCAGAUGGCGAUUCCCAACUUUGGCAACAAUGUUUUAGAAUGUCUAAAUGAACAAAGGCUUCAGGGUCUGUAUUGUGACGUGUCAGUGGUGGUUAAGGGUCACACGUUUAAAGCCCACCGGGCAGUCCUAGCCGCCAGCAGCUCCUACUUUCGAGAUAUAUUCAACUCCGGCAACAAGAGCUCUGUUGUGGAGUUACCACCAGCUGUUCAGCCUCAGAGUUUCCAGCAGAUCCUCUCUUUCUGCUACACCGGACGACUAAGCAUGAACUUGGGAGAUCAGUUUCUCUUAAUGUACACGGCGGGAUUCUUGCAGAUACAGCAGAUUAUGGAAAAGGGCACUGAGUUCUUCCUGAAAGUCAGCUCGCCGAGUUGUGACUCGCAGGGUCUUCACGUGGAAGAAAUGCCUUCAUCGGAACCCCAGAGCCCUGUCACGCAAACGGGAGGAGGUGGGGCUGUGGUCGCCACAACAGCGGCUCGCCCCGCCUCCUGCCUCACGCCACUUCCGUUGGUGUCCAGGGUGAAGACGGAGCAGCUGAUACAGGCCCAGCAGCCCCUACAAGAAGCAUCGCCGUAUUCGGUGGUUUGCGCUCCGGUCGCGAAGCGUCUGUGGGAAGGGGGCAGUCGUGAAGGAUCUGGAGGAGGGGGAGGCAUUAGGAAAGCUCCCCGUUAUUCACAGGAGGUGCCACGCGGAGUAAGUGGGACAAUGCCCCAGAGUGCACCUGUAUUGGCUGGAAGUGGUACGAGUAACAGCAACAAUAAUAACAACAACAGCGGUAGCACGCCGGAUGACCAGCCCGGAACCCCCAGCAUGUACACGAGUGACUCACCGAUCUCCUACCAUGAGGAUGAGGAGGAGGAGGAAAUUACAGAGGAGACGGCAGAAGAGCAGUACAGACAGAUCUGUAACAUGUACACUAUGUACAGCAUGCUGAAUGUAGGGACAACAGCCAAUGAACGUGUGGAGUCCCUUCCGGAACACCUCACAGUUGAAUCAAGGGGAAGGGGAUUUCGAGUGCGGCAAGAACUGGCAUCUCUUCCCACGGAGCUCAUUGCACAGAUUGGAAACCGUUGUCAUGUUAAACUUUACGAAGAAGGUGAUUCUGCUGAGAAACUGGAGCUGGUAACUGGCACCGGUGUCUUUAUAUCACGAGCUCAGCUGAUGAACUGCCAUGUUAGCGCAGGCACACGGCACAAAGUAUUGCUCAGACGGCUACUUGCUGCCUUCUUUGACCGAAGCACUCUUGCAAACAGCUGUGGGACUGGAAUUCGAUCCUCCACAAAUGACCCGAACCGCAAACCACUGGACAGUCGGGUUCUCCACUCUGUCAAGUUUUACUGCCAGAACUUUGCUCCUAGUUUCAAAGAAAGUGAAAUGAACGCCAUCGCCGCAGACAUGUGCACUAACGCGCGUCGUGUGGUACGUAAGAGCUGGAUCCCCAAACUGAAGCUCCUGAUGGCAGAAAGCGAUGCGUAUGCUAACUUUCUUCCAGACGCUGCCAAAAUGGAGUCUGACGGCUUGGGGAUGGACCACCCCUUUGAAACAGGAUCCCUGGAAGGUGGUACGACCUCUGAAUCCGGCCAGUCAUCUACAGAUGCCCUGCAAGGGGUGAGCGGGGAUGGUAGCGGUUUGUUUUAGUGAGUAACGUAUCCAUGGUGACGCCGCCACUUUAGAUAUUCAUUCUCCUUGUCGCGUUUCUUGCCUUCACUUUGGGCAUUGAUAACAUGCUGGAGGGGAGAACAUGUAAAUGAAGACUGUUUUGAAAUCCUGCUUCCAAAGCUGGUCAUUUGUAUUUCCCUGUUUGAGUGUUGAGCGUUUGCUUGUACUGUUUUGAGUUUGUGUCUGUCCUCCUCACCAUGCUGAAACACAUUUCCAAAGAGGGGGACAGAGAAGAAUAUGAGGGCUGAAGCCACUGUCCUGGUUCUGAAUGUACCUUUUUGGUGAAUCUAGAAAGUUUGUUGUUAAACAUUAGAUUAAAGAUCAUCUUUAAAUAUUUA